This is a messenger RNA of Sycon ciliatum, 2070 nucleotides long. RefSeq lists its product as uncharacterized. The record is from RefSeq and is a predicted model, not a curated record. Bases 189 to 1439 code for a protein of 416 amino acids. The transcript has a single exon. NCBI's taxonomy places the organism in Eukaryota, Metazoa, Porifera, Calcarea, Leucosolenida, Sycettidae.
GCACGCUCGCGCAGUGAGCAUUUUAUUGUUAUUCCAUAGACAUCUCGAGAUAAAUCUAUUUGUAUCGGUCACGUACAUGAUUACCGCGACUGGCCACGAACUUGGAGAGAAAAGACAUUUCAAGCAGGCAAUGAAUGGCCUCCUGUCGAUGGACCUCAAGUCGGAACUAAGUCUAAAGCCAAGGAGGCAUGCAGUCAUGCGAUAGGAACCUCAUCAUUGUGGCCUUUCUCUGCUUGUUUGCAGCGACAGCGAGGGCGUUCGAGUGUCGAGACGGUUCACAGGGAGAGGAAGACUGUGCUCUGAAUGGUUUCUGUCACAGCACUCGAUGUGUAUGCGAUCCGGGAUGGACUGGAGAGCGUUGCAACUUUCUGGACUUGCUAGCUCCGAAUCGCAGCGAGCCUCAUGGCUAUUACAACGGAACCAUGCCCACUUGGGGCGGAGACGUUAUCUUCGAGAAUGGCCUGUAUCAUCUGUUUGUAACUGCGAAAGGUUACACCCAGCCACCACUGGACCAAUCGGAUAACUACGAGUGUAACACGGCUAUUGUGAGGCUUGAGGGACCAGGACCCGCAGGUCCGUACAAAUUUGCCCAGGUCGCCCUGCCCGUGUACCACCACGAAGCCCACGCCAUUCGCGCCCCGGACGGAACGCUGCUGAUCUACAUGAUCAAGUUCGACGGUGGUGACCUGCCCCCGCAGCUGAGCAACGAGACUUGCCUGGCUCCAGGUUGCCAUGUCUACAACUUCAGCCACCAAGCGACGGCAAUGGCGUGGAGUGACAGCGUGUACGGGCCGUGGCGGGAGAAAGUCGUGCUCAACCCGUGGCCAGGCCCGGCAGAUCGCUACUCGUGGCUGUGUCAGACAAACUGUCCCAGCGUUGCGUUCGCGCAGAACGGCUCAGUUGUCAUGGCGCUCCGCGCCGUCCAAUGCAAUCAGCCACCGGACAGGGCAAACUGGACGUACGAGAAGAUUGCCAUAGCAACAGCGCCACACUGGACAGGGCCGUACACGAUUGUCUCCAAGGAGCCAAUAUUCGGGUACGAGGUCCCAGCCGACUGGCCGCCAGAGCUCGUCACCCCGGGUCAGCCGAUGCGCAACGAAGACCCGUUCAUCUGGAGAACUCACCGUGGCUACCACAUGCUAGUUCAUAGCCAGCUGCUGCCGCACAGCCGGUCCCGGGGCGCGUACGCGUUUAGUCGCGACGGUCUCGAUUGGACGUUGUUACCGGAGUUCAGCUGGCAAGUAAACAUGACGUGGGCAGACGGGGAUGUCAGCUUCUUCCAGCGACGCCAGGCGCCGGGGUUGUACCUGGACAAGGACGGCUUUCCGCUGUACUUGCUCACACCUGUGGAUGAGCUAUACAGCGAUGGCUGCCACUGGGGACGCGGCUGGACACUCAUGCAGCCGGUCAAGCGAACAGCAAUGCACUUUGUAACGUAGUAACUGUUGGUUACGCUAGGAAAAGGCCGGGCGGGCGCUUUAUGAUUGCAAAGGAUAUUCACACGGGUGGAAUUUGUUGCCUUUUGCCCAAUGCGAGCUUUGUGAUCGCGUAAUCAUUAGUCGCGUCACAGUCUCUCUCUAUCUCUCUCUCUCUCUCUCUCUCUCUCUCUCUCUCUCUCUCUCUCUCUUUCCCUCCCUCCCUCUCUCCGUCGCCCCAUCGGAGUAGCUCUGUAUCGCAGCAGUCAUGAUAGACACCAGGGAAUUGUAAAGGGUCUAACACGCGUGACAACGCCCUGGUGGACACUUGAACAGUCUUGUGGAAGUCUUACAAGCAGGUGGAACAGUAUUUUUCUUGCAACUGAGUUCACGCUUGCACGGUCAUCAGGCAUUAAAGCACAUCACCUAGUCUUAGGCCAGUGGGUAGUGAAUCUUCUCCCUGAUCUGUUCCUGAGCUUUUAGCGCCAGGCCCAGCACCAGCAACCAGCAUGCUAACACUGUAGUCUACAUGUCACAGGAGUAGAUCUACUACAUGACUGAUGAUUGUAGACUACACUCAGUAAUAAUAAUUAUUAUUGUACUGAAGUAUUAGAUAAACCUUGUUUGUUCAAACAAGGUUCAGAUUGUCGCAACC